UUUAACAUUCAAGUCCCUCCUCUCCGAGAAGAGGCGACGCUAAAUUUAUAACUAACGAGCUCAGAGCUCUUGAUUUCUCUCGGUCGUAAUCUUCCCCAUCGGAAAAAUCUUGGUCGAUCACAACGGUUGAAUUUUUGGUAUAUUCCAAAAUUCUGGGGUUUUUGAAUCAGGUGGAGGAGUUGAUCGAUUUUUGAAUGGCUUCUUCAAGUUUGGGGAGCUCAAUCCCUGCACCAGAGGCUGUUCAACUUCUGGUAUCGUCUCUAGCUGAUGAUUCCUCUGUGGUUAGAGAAGCUUCCAUGGCUUCUCUUAGAGAUAUUUCCUCGCUGAAUCCGCUUCUGGUUCUUGAUUGUUGCUAUGCUGUGUCUCGUGGAGGACGAAGGCGGUUUGGUAACAUGGCUGGGGUUUUUCAAGUAAUGGCAUUUAGUGUUGGUUCGUUAGAGAAAGGGGAGAGUGAUGCAGUUUUCAUGGGGAAACUUGCUAAGAUUGCUACAGCUGAGAUAAUAUCUUCCAAGGAACUAAACGCUGAUUGGCAAAGGCAAGCGUCAGGGCUGCUUGUCUCAAUUGGAACACAUUUUCCUGAUCUUAUGAUGGACGAAAUAUUUCUUCAUCUGUCUGGUCCGGCCACAGCUUCGCCUGCUAUGGUUCAAAUUCUUGCUGACUUUGCCACAUCUGAUGCUUUGCAGUUCACUCCACGCCUGAAAGAUGUACUUUCAAGGGUGUCGCCUAUUCUUGGGAAUGUUAGGGACUUACACCGACCAAUAUUUGCAAAUGCAUUUAAGUGCUGGUCUCAGGCAGUGUGGCUAUACAUCACAGAUCUUACAUCAGAUUCUCCGCUUGACAGUGAUGUCAUGUCAUUUCUGAACUCUGUUUUUGAGCUUUUGUUGAGAGUUUGGGCAAUUUCUCGAGAUCAUAAGGUACGAGUAUCUACUGUAGAGGCUUUGGGUCAGAUGGUCGGUCUUAUCACGCGGACGCAACUGAAAUCAGCAUUACCACGGCUUAUUCCAGCAAUUCUUGAACUGUAUAAGAGAGACCAUGACGAUGCUCUUUUGGCAACAUGUAGUCUUCACAAUCUUUUAAAUGCCUCAUUACUUUCCGAGUCUGGUCCUCCACUGCUUGAGUUUGAGGACCUCACAAUUGUUCUGUCAACACUUCUUCCUGUGAUCGGUGUCAAUAGUGAACGCAGAAGGUGCUCAGAUAUUUCAGUGGGACGAAAGACAUACAAUGAAGUGCAGCGGUGUUUUCUGACUGUUGGCUUGGUUUACCCCGAGGAUUUGUUUACAUUUCUUCUUAACAAAUGCAAGUUGAAAGAAGACCCUUUGACGUUUGGUGCUCUUUGCAUCUUGAAACAUCUGCUUCCGAGGUUGUUUGAAGCCUGGCACUCAAAACGGACUCUUUUGGUCGAUACUGCGAGCUCUUUGUUAGAUGAGCAAAGUUUAGCUGUUCGAAAAGCCCUUUCAGAGUUGAUCGUGGUCAUGGCUUCACACUGCUAUCUGGCCGGUCCAUCUGGGGAAUUAUUUGUCGAAUACCUUGUCCGCCAUUCUGCAAUAGGAGAGAGUGAAAAUCUGAAGGCAAAAGGGGAACCAGUUAGUCCAACACAGCUGAGAGCAGUUUGUGGAAAAGGUCUUCUGCUCUUGACCGUUACUAUCCCGGAGAUGGAGUACAUUCUUUGGCCUUUCCUACUGAAAAUGAUUAUCCCUAAGGUUUACACCGGCGCUGUUGCAUCAGUCUGUAGAUGUAUAUCUGAACUGUGUCGACGUAGAUCUUCAACCACUCCCAUGUUGAUCGAGUGUAAAGCUCGUGCUGAUAUUCCUAGCCCUGAGGAGUUGUUUACCCGUUUGGUGGUUCUUUUGCACAACCCUCUGGCUAAAGACCAAUUAGCAUCCCAAAUUUUGACGGUCCUUGGCUAUCUGUCCCCUCUUUUUCCAAAAAACAUUAGCAUGUUUUGGCAAGAUGAGAUUCCAAAAAUGAAGGCGUAUGUCUUUGACACAGAAGAUCUGCAGCUUGAUCCAACUUACCAGGAAACAUGGGAUGAUAUGAUAAUUAAUUUUCUAGCAGAAUCACUGGAUGUCACCCAGGAUGCGGACUGGGUUAUAUCUCUUGGAAAUUCUUUUGCAAAACAAUACAUUCUUUACACUCCGGAUGAUGACCAUGCAGCACUUCUACACCGGUGUAUCGGAAUACUUCUCCAGAAAGUUAAUGAUAGAGCGUAUGUUCGUGACAAGAUUGACUGGAUGUACGAACAGGCUGACAUUUCUAUACCUGCAAAUAGACUUGGUUUGGCGAAGGCCAUGGGGCUGGUUGCAGCUUCCCACUUGGACACUGUACUGGAAAAGCUGAAAAUCAUUGUAGAUAAUGUUGGGCAGAGUAUUUUCCAAAGGUUUAUCUUGCUUGACUUAAUGAAAUCAUCGCCACAUACACNUCAGAUGCUUGAUUAUAUAUUGACUUUGAUGGGCCGAGAUGAAAACGAAGGUUUUGCAGAAUCUAGUCUUGAAGUUCUACACACUCAGGCACUCGCUCUGAAUGCAUGCACAACACUGGUCUCUGUGGAACCGAAGCUGACCAUUGAAACUCGAAAUCGUGUCAUGAAGGCUACACUGGGAUUCUUUGCUUUGCCUAAUGAUCCAUCUGAUGUCAUCAGUCCCCUUAUAGACAAUCUUGUGACUCUCUUGUGUGCCAUCCUCCUUACAAGAUUUUGUUUGCAUGUACCGCAGGGCACUAAUAUGCUUUCGCGGCUUCUUCAUGUGCGGCAACAAACGGCAAAACAAGCUGUUAUAACUGCUAUUGAUUUAUUAGGUCGUGCUGUCAUAAAUGCUGCAGAAAGUGGUGCUACAUUCCCAUUGAAAAGAAGAGAUCAGAUGCUUGAUUAUAUAUUGACUUUGAUGGGCCGAGAUGAAAACGAAGGUUUUGCAGAAUCUAGUCUUGAAGUUCUACACACUCAGGCACUCGCUCUGAAUGCAUGCACAACACUGGUCUCUGUGGAACCGAAGCUGACCAUUGAAACUCGAAAUCGUGUCAUGAAGGCUACACUGGGAUUCUUUGCUUUGCCUAAUGAUCCAUCUGAUGUCAUCAGCCCCCUUAUAGACAAUCUUGUGACUCUCUUGUGUGCCAUCCUCCUUACAAGUGGAGAGGAUGGAAGAAGUCGAGCGGAGCAGCUUUUACAUCUGCUUAGACAGCUUGAUCAAUAUGUUUCUUCGCCCAUUGAUUAUCAAAGAAAAAGAGGUUGCGUGGCAGUUCAUGAAAUGCUUCUAAAGUUUCGUAAGCUCUGUGUGGGUGGCUAUUGUGCACUUGGUUGUUCUGGGGAUUGCCCACAUAGAAAGUAUGCAGACCGCAGUAUGCAGGGGAAUUUUUCAAAUCUACCAUCGGUAUUUUUAUUUCCUGACCGCGAGGUAUUGUGUUUGGGAGAUAGGGUCAUAACCUAUCUCCCACGCUGUGCUGACACAAAUUCUGAAGUUCGAAAAAUUUCUGCACAGAUUCUUGACCAGUUCUUCAGCAUUUCCCUUUCCCUUCCCAAAGCGGCACUCUCAAGCGGGCUAGAUUCUGAAGAAUCCUAUAAAGCCCUGUCUUCCCUUGAGGAUGUCAUUGCCAUUUUGAAAAGGGAUGCCUCUAUUGAUCCAUCUGAAGUUUUCAACAGAAUAGUCUCAUCAAUUUGUGCUCUUUUAACAGGGAAUGAGCUUGUAGCAGCCUUAAACAGUUGCACUGCAGCUAUCUGUGACAAAAUCAGGCAAUCUGCUGAGGGAGCCAUUCAAGCGGUUACUGAGUUUGUUUCAAGAAGAGGGAGUCAGCUUAGCGACAAUGAUAUAUCAAGGACGACCCAGUCCUUGCUAUCCGCAGCAGUUCAUAUAACUGAUAAGAAUUUACGUGUUGAAGCUAUUGGAGCUAUCUCUGCACUGGCAGAGAACACGCAACCAUCUAUUGUGUUUAAUGAAGUGUUGGCUUUCUCUCAGCAUACGGAACUUUCAGUUCCGUUUAUGGAACACUUAAUAUCCAUUCUCAAUCGUAGUUCUUUAGUUAAAGGUGAUUCACAUAAGGGAGAGAAUAUCAGCUCUUCUACUGAAACACAUGUUGAAGAUGAUAUCCUCCAAGCUGCCAUUUUUGCUCUCACUGCUUUUUUUAGUUCUAUUUUGGCUCGUAAUGGAGAGCAAAGAGAAAAAGAAAAAUGGGUUGAUCUUAUUGGCGAUAUUGCUGGAUGCAUUUCAAUUAAGAGACCGAAGGAGGUUCGACAUAUAUGCUCGAUUCUCACGAAAGCACUUAACCGUCCACAAAGAUUUCAAAGGGAAGCUGCUGCCGCUGCAUUGUCAGAGUUUAUCCGCUACAGUGGUGAUUUUAGUUCUGUAAUGGAGGAGAUGGUCGAGGCACUCUGCCGACAUGUGUCAGAUGAUUCUCCGACUGUAAGGCGCCUUUGUCUAAGAGGAUUAGUGCAAAUGCCAUCUGCUUGUAUGAACCACUACACAACUCAAGUUAUUGGUGUAAUAUUAGCAUUGCUUGAUGAUCUGGAUGAGUCUGUGCAAUUAACUGCUGUGUCAUGCUUGUUGAUGGUCACAGAGUCAGCUUCUAAUGAUGCUGUUGAACCUAUCUUGCUGAAUUUAUCUGUUCGGCUUCGUAACCUUCAGGUUAGUAUGGACCCGAAGAUGAGAGCCAAUGCAUUUGCAGCACUUGGAGCAUUAAGUAAAUAUGCUAUUGGAGGACAGCGGGAGGGAUUUGUUGAGCAGAUUCACUCCUCCCUUCCGCGCUUAGUAGUACACCUCCAUGACGAUGAUCUUAGCAUACGGCAGGCUUGUCGGGGAACCCUCAAGCGGCUUGCUUCACUCGUGGACAUAAUAAAUUAUUCUACCCUUUAUGAUUCACGUGCUUUUGGUUCUGACGAUAGAACUGACUAUGAAAACUUCGUAAGGGAUCUCUCAAAGCACUUGGUUCAAGAGUCGGAAAGAGUUGAUACUUACAUGGCCUCAACCAUCCAGGCUUUUGAUGCACCGUGGCCAGUAAUUCAGGCGAAUGCAAUACACUUCUCCACCACCAUGUUAUCACUCUCAGAGGAUCAGCACAUAAUCUCUCUCUACUACCCACAGGUGUUUGAAACGCUGGUUAGCAAGAUGACCCGGUCACAAGAUUCAGUUGUGAGAGCAGCAUGCUCAUCAGCCUUUGGGUUGCUGCUAAGAUCAAGCAAGUCAACAUUGUGGAGAGGAGCUCGACUUGAUCGGAGCGACUCAAGUAGAAAAUCCAAUGAUCCUGAGUCUGUUAAGAAAUAACAGGUGCAUUGCGGUCCGUGUGAAUACCAACCAGUCUGUUAAGAAAAAUCCGGGGGUUUGCAAUAAAUAUUUCCAUAGGUACAGUGUGCGAUGAGAACCCAUCCAGGUUUGUGUGUUUGUUGUAAAGUGUAUUAUGUUUUCAUCUUGCAAGGGUUGUCACUUGUGUGUCAUCUCUAUUACCGAACUCAGGAAAGAAACAUUCACACGAAAGUGUUGUAGGCUCUGGUCAUCUUUUUGUUGAUUAUGAUUUUUGAGGCUUUUGCUAGAUAUAGCUAAGAGUCCAACGUUGGAUUUAUCUUCGUUUACUGUUAUAUAUGAAAUUUUAAUUAGUC
This is a messenger RNA of Camelina sativa (false flax), 5578 nucleotides long. The record is from RefSeq and is a predicted model, not a curated record. NCBI's taxonomy places the organism in Eukaryota, Viridiplantae, Streptophyta, Magnoliopsida, Brassicales, Brassicaceae.